Molecule: messenger RNA, 1713 nt
Organism: Closterium sp. Naga37s-1
Lineage: Eukaryota; Viridiplantae; Streptophyta; Zygnematophyceae; Desmidiales; Closteriaceae
Source: the annotation of a GenBank genome assembly
AUGGCUCCCGUUACAGGAAUCGCCUGCUCGCACGCAGUGUCGCUACGGCUGGGCUCGUCCGCAGCCGCCUCGUCGUCGUCGUCUUUCCGCACCGGCGAGCCUCGCCAAACCGCUCGCAUCGCGUCACGUAGAAACCGAGGGCAUGGCGCCGCUAGGAAAGGUCGUCUGGUGGCCAUGGCUGGUAGACAAGACGACUCAGGAAGCAAUAAGGACGGGGCGGGAGCGGGAAUGACGUGGGUGAGCCCUGAUUGGCUGACGUCGUUGUUCGAGAAGCUGCGCGGCCCCGACGACUCGGGCAUUCCCGUGGCGGACGCGAAGCUGGACGACGUGAAGGACCUGCUGGGCGGCGCGCUCUUCCUGCCGCUCUUCAAGUGGAUGCUCGAGUCCGGCCCCGUCUACCGGCUGGCGGCGGGGCCGCGCAACUUCGUGAUAAUCGGCGAGCCGGAGGCGGCGAAGCACGUGCUGCGGGGGUACGGCGCGAUAUACGCCAAGGGGCUCGUGGCGGAGGUGGCGGAGUUCCUCUUCGGCUCGGGCUUCGCCAUCGCCGAGGGCGACCUCUGGACCGCGCGGCGGCGCGCAGUGGGCCCGUCGCUGCACAGGCGGUACCUGGAGACGAUGGUGGCGACGGUGUUCGCGAGCAGCACGCAGCACCUCGUCGACAAGCUGCGCGGGACCGCGGCGCGCGGCGAGGAGGUGAACAUGGAGGCGAUGUUUUCGCAGCUGACGCUGGACGUGAUCGGACUCGCCGUGUUCAACUUCCAGUUCGACUCGCUCUCCACCGACUCCCCGCUCAUCCAGGCCGUCUACACCGCGCUCAAGGAAACCGAGUCGCGCUCCACCGACAUCCUCCCCUACUGGCAGGUGCCACUGCUGUGUGCGAUCGUGCCGCGGCAGCGCAAGGCAGCGGAGGCGGUGAGGGUGAUCCGCGAGACGGUGGAAGAUUUGGUGGCGCAGUGCAAGCGCAUUGUGGAGGAGGAGAACGAGCGCAGAGGGGACGACGAGGAGUACGUCAACGAGAGCGACCCCUCCAUCCUGCGCUUCCUCCUCGCCAGCAGGGAAGAGGUGUCGAGCGUGCAGUUGAGGGACGACCUGCUGUCCAUGCUGGUGGCGGGCCAUGAGACCACGGGCUCCGUGCUCACCUGGACCGUCUACCUCCUCGCCCAGCAUCCCGAGAAGAUGGCCAAGGCACAGGAGGAGGCGGAGAGGGUGCUGGGGGGGAAGAGCCACCCGAGCCUGGCGGACACGAGGGAGCUCAAGUACCUCACGCGCUGCAUCAACGAGUCCAUGCGCCUCUACCCCCACCCGCCGAUCCUGAUCCGGAGGGCAGUGGUGAGCGAUGUGCUACCGGGGGGGUACAAGGUGCAGCCGGGGCAGGACAUGAUGAUCUCCGUCUACAACAUCCACCACUCGCCGCAGGUGUGGGAGCGGGCGGAUGAGUUCAUGCCGGAGCGAUUUGACCUCGAUGCGCCCGUGCCCAACGAGGUCAACACCGACUACAGGUACAUCCCGUUCAGCGGCGGCCCGCGCAAGUGCAUAGGGGACCAGUUUGCGAUGCUGGAGGCCAUCUGUGUGCUGUCGGUGCUCCUCCGCGAGUUUGACUUCGCGCUCGUGCCCAACCAGGACAUCAGCAUGACCACUGGCGCCACCAUCCACACCAAGAAUGGGCUUUAUAUGACUGUCAAGGAGCGUGCAAGAUCACCAGUUCCUGCAUGA